Phalaenopsis equestris is the source of this 3212-nucleotide messenger RNA. Its product is annotated as LRR receptor-like serine/threonine-protein kinase GSO2. Lineage: Eukaryota; Viridiplantae; Streptophyta; Magnoliopsida; Asparagales; Orchidaceae. Gene Ontology annotation, molecular function: protein binding. The record is from RefSeq and is a predicted model, not a curated record. The coding region runs from base 111 to 2951 and encodes 946 amino acids. The transcript has a single exon.
CAAACUCCACAUCUUUGCAGAUAAAGCAGAGUUCUCUGCUGACCAAUUAUAAACUCCAUUUUCAUCUUUCCUCAUGCAUCAAAUUCCCAUCCCUUCAAAUCAUAUUUAACAUGAAUACUAAGGUCAGCAGGAUUGCUAAAUUCUGUCUGCUGAAUCUGUUCUCAGUUCUGAGCACUAUAUUCGCCACUGCGCAUGAAGAUUCAUCUCAAAAUUCGAACUUUCUUCUUCAAGUAAAGUCUGAGCUCGUGGACCCGCGGGGAGCUCUUUCAAGCUGGUCUUUUGAUGCUCAUUUCUGCAACUGGAAUGGAGUUAAAUGCUCUAAAAGUCAUCAUGCUCGUAUCUUGAGUCUGAACCUGUCAGGUUCAGGACUAUAUGGUUCCAUUCGUUCUGAGAUUGGAGGACUCAUUGCUCUUCAGUCUCUUGAUUUGUCUUCUAAUUCACUCACCGGGCAGAUUCCUCCAGAGAUUGGGAAUCUGAAGAACUUGAGAGAGUUGCUUCUGUAUUCCAAUGCAUUCUCUGGUUCUAUUCCGCCGGAGCUCGGGCUGUUGAAAGAGCUCAGAGUUCUCAGAAUCGGAGCCAACAAGCUAUCAGGAAAGAUUCCGCUAAAUAUUUCGAACUGCUCACGAUUAGAGAUACUGCGUUUAGCUUCUUGCCAAUUAAGUGGAGCUAUUCCAUGGCAACUCAGCAAACUGAAGCAUCUCCAAGUAUUCGCUGCAGCAGACAACAGACUGGAAGGAGAAAUUCCUUCGGCUUUUGGAGACAUGAAGUCAUUGCAAACUCUUAAUUUGGCUAGCAACCAGCUUCAUGGAUCCAUUCCUUCGGAGCUUGGCGACCUCUCGAAGUUACAGUAUCUGAAUUUGCUGGGAAAUAAGUUAAGUGGCAGCAUUCCCUCGGAGUUGAAUCAGUUGUCACAGCUGCAGGUUUUAGAUUUGUCGCAAAAUAGUCUCUCUGGUACAGUCCACCUAUCUACGGUCCAGCUCAAGAAUUUGCAGUAUCUUGUGCUUUCAAACAACUUUUUUGAGGGAGAAAUCUCUGGGGAUCUCUGCCCCCAGGCUUCUAGCCUGCAGAACUUAUUUCUUGCCGAGAAUAGAUUCUCUCAGUCCUUGAACAGCAUCAUGAACUGCACUUCUCUUCAAUCCUUGGAUCUCUCUGGAAACAGAUUUAGUGGAGUGAUUCCAUCAAACAUAGAUACUCUUCAUAACCUUGUUAACCUUGUUCUCCACAACAACAGCUUUUCUGGCGCAAUACCGACGCAAAUUGGUAACCUUAGUAAUCUAGAGAUUUUGUCUAUCUUCCAUAAUGGUCUCAUUGACAACAUUCCAGUGCAAAUGGGUAAACUUGAGAGGCUCACUCUCUUGUACCUCUAUGAAAACCAGUUGUCUGGAACCAUACCAGAAGAGCUGAUGAACUGUUCUAGGUUGGAGGAUGUGGAUUUAUUUGGAAAUCAUUUCUCAGGACAUCUUCCAGAUUCAUUUGGUGAGCUCAGGAAUCUUAUUCGGCUUCAUCUUAGACAAAAUGAUCUCUCUGGCCCCUUACCUUCAAGUUUGGGGAACUGUAGUAAGCUUCAGAUAUUGGCUCUAGGAGAUAACAAACUCUCAGGAACUCUACCAACAGCUUUAUAUCUUCUAUCAGAUCUGAACAUGCUCAGUCUGUACAACAAUUCACUGCAAGGCUCGAUAAUGGAGAAUCUGUUCCUACUUAAGAAUUUAACAAUCAUAAAUAUCUCUCAUAACAAGUUCACAGGGAAUAUCAUUCCAAUGUUGGGAUCAAGUAGUCUGACAUUAUUGGACCUUACAAACAACAGCUUUUCUGGAGUUAUUCCUCCAAGGAUUGGUGAAUUAAAGAAUCUAACUCGUCUGCGGCUCUCCUACAAUCAACUAAGUGGUGUCAUUCCAAGUGAAUUAGGAGAGCUAAAUUGGCUCAAUUUCCUUGAACUCUCAUCUAAUAAUCUAUCUGGUGAAGUCCCUUAUGAUCUCUCUAACUGCAAGAAACUAACACAUUUGCUACUGAAUCAAAACAAGUUUACAGGCACAAUACCAUCUUGGUUGGGAAACUUAACUUCUCUAGGUGAGCUUGACCUUUCUUCCAAUUACUUCCAUGGAAGCGUGCCUGCAGAACUCGGGCAAUGCUCCAGUUUAAUCAAACUCUUCCUCAAUGAUAACAAUCUUUCAGGCAGCAUACCUCAAGAGAUAGGCAAGCUCACUUCUCUCAAUGUUCUGGCUCUUGAAAAGAACAACUUCUCUGGCUCUUUACCUUCCUCCAUUAAAUAUUGCAACAUGCUAUUUGAUCUAAGACUGUCAGAGAACUCUAUAACGGGUUCCAUACCAGCUGAAUUUGGGCAAUUGACUGAGCUUCAGGUGAUGCUGGAUCUGAGCAACAACUUUCUAUCUGGAAGGAUUCCAUUCUCACUUGGGAAGCUCAUGAAGCUUGAAAGAUUAAACCUUUCUUCCAAUCACCUUCAAGGUGAGAUUCCUCCUUCCCUCGGACAGUUGACCAGUCUCCUUCAGCUAAACCUAUCAAACAAUCUUCUCCAAGGUCCAAUUCCUUCCGUGUUAUCAAAUUUUUCAGCAAGCUCCUUCCUUGGCAACAAAGUAUGUGGUGCUCCUUUACCUUCGUGCACUGGAGACACAGAUCACCAGAAAAGAUUGUCCAAUGCAGCUGUUGCUUGCGUUAUAGCAUCUAUUGUCUUUAGUUCAGUAAUUGUUUGCCUGAUUAUGCUGUAUAUAAUGCUAAGGGUAUGGUGCAACUGGAGAGUUGUCUCAGUCUCCAACUCUGAUAAAGAAGAUUAUGAGGAGAGGCAAAGUGGUGUGUGGGAUUCUGAUGAAAUAAGGAGAGGAAUUCAGAAGUUCUGGAAGUUUAGUUCCAGGGGAUCUGUUGCCUCGCCGGAGAAGGAGGGCACCAGUUCAUCUUCAUGCAUUCUUCAAGUAAAGGCAAAUGACAGUGCUGAGUAGCUCAAUUGAGAUCAUCAUUAUUGUUUCCUGCUUGUUUAGUUCUUUAAAAUAUCUUAUUAUUCCAACCAGUUAAAUGUAGAUAGGUGAGAGUGCGAGUUUCUUAUGCAAUCUGGCUUGAUUCAAUAGUCUCCAUUAAGUUUUAAAGUUUUUCCUUUGCGUUUUUACUACCGUGUAAGCAUAAAUGUAUUGGAAAGCUUGGGACUUUAACGUGAACAUUUUAUUUGCUGUUUAAGCUGAUAUCAUUAUCAUAAAGGAUUUGAG